AUGGAAAGUAGUUUAAAUAAUGAAACAAAUAAAUCUCCAUCAUUGGAAACUGCUAUAACAGCUGUAUCUAAUAGUGAUAAAAGUAUUUCAUUAAAGUUAGCAAGUACACCUGAAUCAUCACAUACUGUAAUUGAAAAAGUUAAACUUCUCCAGACAAUAAAAUUCAAUAUUAUUGAAGGAAAAGAAGAUUUGGCUCAGGUUAAAUUAGUUUUAUGUAACUUAACACAGACAAGUUUAAAAUUUCGUUUGAAAUCAAAUCAAAAUGAUGCUGUAACCUGUUGUCCUAAUUCAUUUGGCAUAAUUAAAGCCAAAGAUAAUACUGAAAUAUUACUUUCAUGGUAUCGUAAUGCUCAAUACAAUAGUUGGAUUGACGUACCACCUUUAAAAAUGAUUAUUGAAUCAUGCUUAAAUUCUAAAAAUCCUGAAGAAGAAGAAGAAAGCAGAACUGCUAUUAGAUUUCUGGGUGCAGUUUCAACAGCUGAUCCUUGUAAAUCUAGAAACAUACCUACAGAACAAUUACUAUUAGAUUCAAGAGUAGGAAAUUUUUCUGAAAAAACAAAAAGAAAGAUUAAUCAAGUUGGUUCAGAAAGUUUAUCACAAAAAAAACUUAAAGAAGAAAAAGAAGAAUUGACAAAUAAUUUAUUAUACUUUUUAUUUUUUCUAUUUUUUCUUUUAUUCAUUAAUUAUGGAUUUGCAAAGAAAUAG
This is a messenger RNA of Strongyloides ratti, 705 nucleotides long. RefSeq lists its product as hypothetical. Lineage: Eukaryota; Metazoa; Nematoda; Chromadorea; Rhabditida; Strongyloididae. The record is from RefSeq and is a predicted model, not a curated record. Bases 1 to 705 code for a protein of 234 amino acids. The transcript has a single exon.